Messenger RNA from Actinia tenebrosa (Australian red waratah sea anemone), 279 nucleotides. Its product is annotated as centrosomal protein of 104 kDa. The record is from RefSeq and is a predicted model, not a curated record. Gene Ontology annotation, cellular component: cilium. NCBI's taxonomy places the organism in Eukaryota, Metazoa, Cnidaria, Anthozoa, Actiniaria, Actiniidae.
AUGGCAACACCUUCAACAACACCAGCAGUGGUAGAGGUCUCAGGGUUCAAUGAACAUCUUGUUACCGAGUGUGAUGCCAAAGACAAGUUUAGUCAGUGUCCAAGAUGUAAAGAYGUGGUACUAACUGUUGAUCUAGAAGAACACAUCACUGAUAACACUUGUGCUGCACCCAAAGGUGGUAAAGAUGCCAGUGUCUGUCCUUUGUGUCGAACAGUAGUUGGUCCAGAGGAAGAGGUAAAGACUUUGUUGGUUUGUUUAGUGUAAGCUGUAACUUCUUUA